AUGAAGCCCUCAAACAAAAGCCGGCGCAACGCGGGCGGGCUUCCCCCCACUGGCAGGCCCGCACACAGCAUGUCCAACCCGGAGGGUCGGUCCAGCAGUAGCAUGGGUCCUGUCCCGCAGCUGGACUUGAGGCAGGCAGCGGAGGGAGCGCGUGCUGCGGAAGGUGGUCAGCUAGUCUACGGGCCUCUCCCCAGUGCCAUGGACACCACCCGAAGCCAGCACUUCGCAAACUGCAGCGACUGCAUGCUGCCUUGCAAGAUCUUUUUAGGCCUUAGCGCACCCAAAGAGACCAAACCCCUCCCACCAGUACGUUCCUCAUCGAAGCAGUCGUGCCCUCCUCAGCGACACACUGGGCCAGAGACUGGCGGUUCGUCCCGGUCAGGCCGCAGUGUGUCCAUUGGUCAUUCCAUGGGUCGCACUGUCGCCAGUGUCCAGAGACAGGCGAGCCACGCUAGGCCUGCGCUAAUGGCUACACGCCCACCUGGAGCCUCUGCUAAUGUAGGAGGCAGCACCACUGCGCAGCCUUCGCAAGCCACUUACUUUAACCAGACCCGGCAGGGCAUGAAUUACCCGCUGGUAAGACCAGCAGCGUCAUUAUUUAGACCAGAUCUUGGCCCUGUAAUAACUCCACUGUAUGGGGGUCAAGUGGCCAACCCAAUGGUCGCAGCAGUGCAGGCCACGAAUGGGGUCACCGCCUCUGGCGCCUCCCCGCCCUACCCUACAGCAGGCCCAGGGUUGUCGUCAUCACAUUCAACAGCUACAGCAAGGGCAGGGGCCGCAUCUUCUGCUCAACUUGCUGCGUCAUACGCACCGUACACGGCGCAACGCAACCGUGGGGGGCAAAUGGAGAUUUUUAUGGGCCCGAGUGGAGAGAUUUACCAGAGGGCUCCAGCUGUUGGCAGCAACAGGGAUACUGCGGCACCCAUACUCAUGCAGCCGGCAGGCCUGUGCAGGACCGCGUCAGCUGCUAGCGUUGACCGCUCACGCAGUCUGUCUAAGGCACCUAUGCCAGUAGUUAUAGUCCCCGGGCGCUCGCAGAGCGUGGCGCCACCUGUUCCGCCAGUGCAAACAGCAGCUCUCGUUGGCCGUGAUGGUAUAUUUGACAAGACAGGAAUGACUAAUGCCACACUUGGGGCAUCGGAGAGAAAGAGUGGAGGAAGGUUAAAUGAGGACCAGCCGCCUCUUGAGCUUGAUGCUUCUUUAAGAGACGUACUUGACGGGCAGAUGCUUUCAUCUCGAUCCCGACGCUUGGCCAUGGAACUUAAGGCCGCGCGAGAGCAAUGCAGAACAAUUCAGGAGGGCUUCAAAGAAGAAAAUACCCAAUUGAAAGAAGAGAAUGAACGGUAUGACCAAGGCACGCUGGGGAACUGGAAGUUCAUGCUCCCCUUCACUGGGAACAGCCUGGUUGCCAAACUGGAUGCGUCAUGUGGCGGAGAGGCUCUCGUAGACGUGUGCUCUGGGCUAAUUACAGAUAUCUUGGACUCCCGCUCUGGUUGGAGAGUGGUGAAAGACUCUGCAUCUGUAGAAGGUGAACGUGGCAGCCGCGUGAAAAAAGAUAUAGGUCCUUCCGUGCCUCAGCUCAUCGCAAAGUCGGAGCAGCAGGGGGUGGAACCGCAACACUAUCACCCUGCCGUGAACGAUCGUGAGAGCCUCGGGAAUGGCUCCGAGACUCUCGAAGAUCGCUCAAAGAUAGAAAAACCUCCAUAUGAAACUGCACAGCACAAGCUUGCAAGCAAAGAUAUAUUGAAUGACCCUCGUUCAUUGUCUAAAAGCAAUUCUGUGCUGGGGGAACCUGCAUCAGCGACACAGUUUGCUACAAGGGCGGGGCCCCAUACAGAAGCGCCAGAAGUUGGCCGAGACGCAGGCCAACCCGGCUAUGAGAAACAGUCCCUAGAAUGCCAGAACAAGACGCGAACAGAGAACGACGGGACAGGCAUCAACGCGGCAACCACAGGACAGGAUGAACAGACGAGCACAGCAGUGUUUCGCGAACCCGAACCCAAGGGCGAAGAGGAAGCACAAGACGCAGCCACCACAAAUGCCGCUAUAGAGGAACCUCACAAAGAAGAACGAGACAUGUAUGAGACUGUAGCUAAUAUCACACAUACGAGAACUGCACCGGCGGCUGAAUCCAGUGCGGAACCUGGGCCUGCGUUGCUUGCGAAGAAGUCGAUGGGCGUGUUGCCUAAGAAGGCAGCGGAACCUGGCGCGAAGGCGGCGGCGGAACCUGGUGUUAAGGCAGGGAAGGGCGAGUCAGAGGCGAAGGCAGCAGAAGGCGGCGAUGCGAAGAGCGUGUCUGGGGUCGAUGCGAAGGCUGGACCUGUUGCGUCGUCGAAGGCAGGGCCUGGGCCUGUGUUGCUGACGAAGAAGUCGAUGGACGUGUUGCCUAAGAAGGCAGCGGAAGCUGGCGCGAAGGCGGCGGCUGAAGCGGGUUUGAAGGCAGGGGAGGGCGAGUCAGAGGCGAAGGCAGCAGAAGGCGGCGAUGCGAAGACUGGACCUGUUGCAUCCUCAAAGGCGAGUCCUGGGCCUGCGUUGCUUGCGAAGACAUCGAUGUGUUUGUUGCCUAAGAGGGCAGCGGAACCUGGCGCGAAGGCGGCGGCUGAAGCGGGUUUGAAGGCAGGGGAGGGCGAGUCAGAGGCGAAGGCAGCAGAAGGCGGCGAUGCGAAGGCUGGACCUGUUGCGUCGUCGAAGGCGGGUGCUGGGCCUUUGUUGCUUGCGAAGAAGUCGAUGGGCGUGUUGCCUAAGAAGGCAGCGGAAGGUGGCGCGAAGGCGGCGGCUGAAGCGGGUUUGAAGGCAGGGGAGGGCGAGUCAGAGGCGAAGGCAGUAGAAGGCGGCGAUGCGAAGAGCGUGUCUGGGGUCGAUGCGAAGGCUGGACCUGUUGCGUCGUCGAAGGCGGGUGCUGGGCCUGCGUUGCUUGCGAAGAAGUCGAUGGGCGUGUUGCCUAAGAAGGCAGCGGAAGGUGGCGCGAAGGCGGCGGCUGAAGCGGGUUUGAAGGCAGGGGAGGGCGAGUCAGAGGCGAAGGCAGCAGAAGGCGCCGAUGCGAAGGCUGGACCUGUUGCAUCGUCGAAGGCAGGGCCUGGGCCUGCGUUGCUUGCGAAGAAGUCGAUAGGUUUGUUGCCUAAGAAGGCAGCGGAAGGUGGCGCGAAGGCGGCGGCUGAAGCGAGUUUGAAGGCAGGGGAGGGCGAGUCAGAGGCGAAGGCAGCAGAAGGCGGCGAUGCGAAGAGCGUGUCCGGGGUCGAUGCGAAGGCUGGACCUGUUGCGUCGUCGAAGGCGGGUGCUGGGCCUGCGUUGCUUGCGAAGAAGUCGUUAGGUUUGUUGCCUAAGAAGGCAGCGGAAGCUGGCGCGAAGGCGGCCGCUGAAGCGGGUUUGAAGGCAGGGGAGGGCGAGUCAGAGGCGAAGCCACCAGAAGGCGGCGAUGCGAAGAGCGUGUCUGGGGUCGAUGCGAAGGCUGGACCUGUUGCGUCGUCGAAGGCGGGUGCUGGGCCUUUGUUGCUUGCGAAGAAGUCGAUGGGCGUGUUGCCUAAGAAGGCAGCGGAAGGUGGCGCGAAGGCGGCGGCUGAAGCGGGUUUGAAGGCAGGGGAGGGCGAGUCAGAGGCGAAGGCAGUAGAAGGCGGCGAUGCGAAGAGCGUGUCUGGGGUCGAUGCGAAGGCUGGACCUGUUGCGUCGUCGAAGGCGGGUGCUGGGCCUGCGUUGCUUGCGAAGAAGUCGAUGGGCGUGUUGCCUAAGAAGGCAGCGGAAGGUGGCGCGAAGGCGGCGGCUGAAGCGGGUUUGAAGGCAGGGGAGGGCGAGUCAGAGGCGAAGGCAGCAGAAGGCGGCGAUGCGAAGAGCGUGUCUGGGGUCGAUGCGAAGGCUGGACCUGUUGCGUCGUCGAAGGCGGGUGCUGGGCCUGCGUUGCUUGCGAAGAAGUCGAUAGGUUUGUUGCCUAAGAAGGCAGCGGAAGCUGGCGCGAAGGCGGCGGCUGAAGCGGGUUUGAAGGCAGGGGAGGUCGAGUCAGAGGCGAAGGCAGCAGAAGGCGCCGAUGCGAAGGCUGGACCUGUUGCGUCGUCGAAGGCGGGUGCUGGGCCUUUGUUGCUUGCGAAGAAGUCGAUGGGUUUGUUGCCUAAGAAGGCAGCGGAACCCCCCCCCCCCCCGGCGGCUGAAGCGGGUUUGAAGGCAGGGGAGGUCGAGUCAGAGGCGAAGGCAGCAGAAGGCGGCGAUGCGAAGAGCGUGUCUGGAGUCGAUGCGAAGGCUGGACCUGUUGCGUCGUCGAAGGCGGGUGCUGGGCCUGCGUUGCUUGCGAAGAAGUCGAUAGGUUUGUUGCCUAAGAAGGCAGCGGAAGCUGGCGCGAAGGCGGCGGCUGAAGCGGGUUUGAAGGCAGGGGAGGGCGAGUCAGAGGCGAAGGCAGCAGAAGGCGGCGAUGCGAAGAGCGUGUCUGGGGUCGAUGCGAAGGCUGGACCUGUUGCGUCGUCGAAGGCGGGUGCUGGGCCUGCGUUGCUUGCGAAGAAGUCGAUGGGCGUGCUGCCUAAGAAGGCAGCGGAAGCUGGCGCGAAGGCGGCGGCUGAAGCGGGUUUGAAGGCAGGGGAGGGCGAGUCAGAGGCGAAGGCAGCAGAAGGCGGCGAUGCGAAGAGCGUGUCUGGGGUCGAUGCGAAGGCUGGACCUGUUGCGUCGUCGAAGGCGGGUGCUGGGCCUGCGUUGCUUGCGAAGAAGUCGGUGGGCGUGUUGCCUAAGAAGGCAGCGGAAGCUGGCGCGAAGGCGGCGGCUGAAGCGGGUUUGAAGGCAGGGGAGGUCGAGUCAGAGGCGAAGGCAGCAGAAGGCGCCGAUGCGAAGGCUGGACCUGUUGCAUCGUCGAAGGCAGGGCCUGGGCCUGCGUUGCUGACGAAGAAGUCGAUAGGUUUGUUGCCUAGGAAGGCAGCGGAACCUGGCGCGAAGGCGGCGGCUGAAGCGGGUUUGAAGGCAGGGGAGGGCGAGUCAGAGGCGAAGGCAGCAGAAGGCGGCGAUGCGAAGAGCGUGUCUGGGGUCGAUGCGAAGGCUGGACCUGUUGCGUCGUCGAAGGCGGGUGCUGGGCCUGCGUUGCUUGCGAAGAAGUCAAUGGGCGUGUUGCCUAAGAAGGCAGCGGAAGGUGGCGCGAAGGCGGCGGCUGAAGCGGGUUUGAAGGCAGGGGAGGUCGAGUCAGAGGCGAAGGCAGCAGAAGGCGCCGAUGCGAAGGCUGGACCUGUUGCGUCGUCGAAGGCGGGUGCUGGGCCUGCGUUGCUUUUGAAGAAGUCAAUGGGCGUGUUGCCUAAGAAGGCAGCGGAACCUGGCGCGAAGGCGGCGGCUGAAGCGGGUUUGAAGGCAGGGGAGGGCGAGUCAGAGGCGAAGGCAGCAGAAGGCGGCGAUGCGAAGAGCGUGUCUGGGGUCGAUGCGAAGGCUGGACCUGUUGCGUCGUCGAAGGCGGGUGCUGGGCCUGCGUUGCUGACGAAGAAGUCGAUGGGCGUGUUGCCUAAGAAGGCAGCGGAAGCUGGCGCGAAGGCGGCGGCUGAAGCGGGUUUGAAGGCAGGGGAGGGCGAGUCAGAGGCGAAGGCAGCAGAAGGCGGCGAUGCGAAGGCUGGACCUGUUGCGUCGUCGAAGGCGGGUGCUGGGCCUUUGUUGCUUGCGAAGAAGUCGAUGGGCGUGUUGCCUAAGAAGGCAGCGGAAGGUGGCGCGAAGGCGGCGGCUGAAGCGGGUUUGAAGGCAGGGGAGGGCGAGUCAGAGGCGAAGGCAGUAGAAGGCGGCGAUGCGAAGAGCGUGUCUGGGGUCGAUGCGAAGGCUGGACCUGUUGCGUCGUCGAAGGCGGGUGCUGGGCCUGCGUUGCUUGCGAAGAAGUCGAUGGGCGUGUUGCCUAAGAAGGCAGCGGAAGGUGGCGCGAAGGCGGCGGCUGAAGCGGGUUUGAAGGCAGGGGAGGGCGAGUCAGAGGCGAAGGCAGCAGAAGGCGGCGAUGCGAAGAGCGUGUCUGGGGUCGAUGCGAAGGCUGGACCUGUUGCGUCGUCGAAGGCGGGUGCUGGGCCUGCGUUGCUUGCGAAGAAGUCGAUGGGCGUGCUGCCUAAGAAGGCAGCGGAAGCUGGCGCGAAGGCGGCGGCUGAAGCGGGUUUGAAGGCAGGGGAGGGCGAGUCAGAGGCGAAGGCAGCAGAAGGCGGCGAUGCGAAGAGCGUGUCUGGGGUCGAUGCGAAGGCUGGACCUGUUGCGUCGUCGAAGGCGGGUGCUGGGCCUGCGUUGCUUGCGAAGAAGUCGGUGGGCGUGUUGCCUAAGAAGGCAGCGGAAGCUGGCGCGAAGGCGGCGGCUGAAGCGGGUUUGAAGGCAGGGGAGGUCGAGUCAGAAGCGAAGGCAGCAGAAGGCGCCGAUGCGAAGGCUGGACCUGUUGCAUCGUCGAAGGCAGGGCCUGGGCCUGCGUUGCUGACGAAGAAGUCGAUAGGUUUGUUGCCUAGGAAGGCAGCGGAACCUGGCGCGAAGGCGGCGGCUGAAGCGGGUUUGAAGGCAGGGGAGGGCGAGUCAUAG
Eimeria tenella is the source of this 6489-nucleotide messenger RNA. RefSeq lists its product as uncharacterized. The record is from RefSeq and is a predicted model, not a curated record. The coding region runs from base 1 to 6489 and encodes 2162 amino acids. The transcript has 7 exons. NCBI's taxonomy places the organism in Eukaryota, Apicomplexa, Conoidasida, Eucoccidiorida, Eimeriidae.